GGGAACCAUUAAUGAUGUCAUUGAGAGAAAAUAAUAAUAUAUUUACGCCGCCGAGAUACCAUCCAGGUGUCGUGAAUAGAAAUGGAAUUGAUCACAAUGUUGGUAACAAUGAAAUUGAUGGUAACCUUGACAACUUUAAACCGAUUGUAGAUGCCGGAUACUAUCAGAGCGGGUCAAAGAAAUCGCCACAACAACAGUCGCAACCAGCACCAGCACCACCACAACUUGUUUACCAAUCACCCCCGCAAAAAUCUGAAGCCGAUUCGGGUUAUUAUCGAUCGACACGGUCACGGGAAGAGGAGGAAUUGAAUGAAGCUCCACAAAAUCGUAAAAAGAAACAAGAAUGGAAACCUGUGACACUUAAUCUAGAGAAACAUGAGAAUGAAGUACCGGCCUACCAACGUGGUCAUAGACAGCAGGAAGACGUGAAACAGAAAUCUCCCGAACGUGAAAAGGUGAAAAUAUUUGAGCAUGUAACAGAACAUUUAAAAGUCGAGACUCAACAAACGCCUCAACAAACAAUUGAAGAACAGAAACCAAAGGCACAUGUUGAGCGUUUUAAAACGAGACCCACGCGUGACCAUGUGCAAGAACACACCGAAACCAAAAGCAAACCACAGGAAAGGAAGCACCAUAAAACAUCCCCAAAGCAAAAAAAACCGCGUGAAUCACCAGAACGUUUUCGGCGACGUACUAAGGAACUUGUCGAAGACGAAGACAAAGACAAAGAAGACAUAUUUUUCACUCCACCUGAAAAUCCGGAUAAAGUAAUAAGUGUUCAUGAGCGAAAACGUUCGUUUGAACCAUCAAAACCCCGAGAAGAAAGAACUGACGAGUUUCGACGGCGAACGAAGAGUGAGGAUAUAUCAAGGUCGGAAGUGCAUCAAGUUCAUUCGGCUGAUGGCCGUAAAGUGGAAGUGUUAGAAGGAUCGUCUAGACCGACUGUUAUUAUCGUUAGUCAGAAAGAGGAUGUAACAAAUAUUGAGUCUGAAUCGGUACCAGAAUCAGCAACCCAAGUUACCACGGCAAUACCCGAUGAAGAUGAAGGUGAAGAGUACGGAUCUGGAUCGUUUGUGUCUCGUACAAGAUCAUCAUUGAUUUCUAAGUUCACAGGUCAAAGUUCAAAUUCGACUACUUCGCCACCUUCUGUUCGGAAGAUAGAGUCUGAUGUUAUGAACAUGGACCAGUUACGUAAAGCGUAUCUUAAGCAGCAGGAUGAGAUAAGACGACUUAAAGCAGAGGUCAAGAGGCGGGAUUAUCGCAUUAGUCAGCUGGAAGCUGAAAUAAGUGAUCUUCAGCGGUGAUUAAUAGCAGUACUAUAAAAUGUAUUAUAAUUAGUUUAGUCUUAAAAUGAAAUUAGUUCUCAUGUCCUUUUCAACUCAGACUUGUUUUUUAUGGUUAAGGUAGUGUGCUGCGCUUCUUCUCACAUAGUUGUUAAAGUUGAUUUCCUAUUUUGUGCAGAUCACCUCCCGCUGAUUAUUGUGGUCACUAUGGGAAAUGAUGAAAUCAGUUGCCAUGGCCACAAAUUCUGAAAUAUGGAG
This is a messenger RNA of Saccoglossus kowalevskii, 1541 nucleotides long. Its product is annotated as coronin-1B-like. Gene Ontology annotation, molecular function: actin filament binding. NCBI's taxonomy places the organism in Eukaryota, Metazoa, Hemichordata, Enteropneusta, Harrimaniidae. The record is from RefSeq and is a predicted model, not a curated record.